GGUCAGUUCACCCUCACCCGGUAAACUCACCUCCAUUCAUUUGGCUCACCAACAAAUAGAGAGCGCUCCUUUCUCCUCUCCUGCGAACUCUUCAACGGUCCCCCACUCGCUCUCCAUCUUGCUCUCAGAUCUUUCGUUUUCUCACAGAUCAUCUGAGGAGAGGGGAUCUGUGAUUUGGUUUUAGGGUUUCGGAUCUCUCGGUGUCUCUGAUCGGUUUUCGUUUGCUUGGAAUUUGUUCAUUAAUGGCUGCUCCUCCUGCUAGGGCGCGGGCGGACUACGAUUACCUCAUUAAGCUCCUGCUCAUCGGUGAUAGCGGUGUGGGGAAGAGUUGCCUUCUUCUGCGUUUCUCAGAUGGGUCCUUUACGACUAGUUUCAUCACUACAAUUGGUAUUGACUUCAAGAUCAGAACGAUUGAGUUGGAUGGCAAGCGGAUCAAACUGCAAAUUUGGGACACAGCGGGUCAGGAACGUUUUCGAACAAUAACGACUGCAUAUUAUCGAGGUGCCAUGGGCAUUUUGCUCGUUUACGAUGUGACUGAUGAGUCAUCCUUUAACAACAUUAGGAACUGGAUUCGAAACAUUGAACAACAUGCUUCAGACAAUGUGAACAAGAUUCUUGUGGGCAACAAGGCUGAUAUGGAUGAGAGCAAAAGGGCAGUGCCGACUUCAAGGGGACAAGCACUUGCUGAUGAAUAUGGCAUCAAGUUCUUUGAGACAAGUGCAAAGACCAAUCUAAACGUGGAGCAGGUUUUCUUUUCAAUUGCAAGAGACAUCAAGCAAAGGCUUGCAGAAACUGAUACCAAACCUGAGGAUCGGACAAUCAAGAUCAACAAACCAGACCAGGCUGCCAGUGAUGGUAAAGCUCCAGAAAGAUCAGCAUGCUGCGGUUCCUCUUGAAGAAGAGAAAUGCAUAAAAGAGUGUCAGAAACUAAUUUGCUUGUUAUAGAUGUGAUGCUAUUCAUUCUUUACAGGCUUUAGUAUGUAAUGUAAUUUGGGAACCCAUAUUAUAUAGAUAAACUCCUCACUCGGACCCAUGCUAUUACCACUCAUUCCAGCACCCCCCGCCCAAAAAAUUAUUCCUACUUCUUGUAUAUGAGCGGACAAACAAAGACCACCUUAAAUAUUUCUCUGGCUUUCUCCA
This is a messenger RNA of Dioscorea cayenensis subsp. rotundata (Guinea yam), 1140 nucleotides long. RefSeq names its product ras-related protein RABE1c-like. The coding region runs from base 243 to 896 and encodes 217 amino acids. Gene Ontology annotation, cellular component: plasma membrane. NCBI's taxonomy places the organism in Eukaryota, Viridiplantae, Streptophyta, Magnoliopsida, Dioscoreales, Dioscoreaceae. Gene Ontology annotation, biological process: regulation of exocytosis; protein secretion. Gene Ontology annotation, molecular function: GTP binding; GTPase activity. The record is from RefSeq and is a predicted model, not a curated record. The transcript is spliced from 9 exons.